Candida tropicalis MYA-3404 is the source of this 1668-nucleotide messenger RNA. RefSeq lists its product as uncharacterized. The transcript has a single exon. The coding region runs from base 1 to 1668 and encodes 555 amino acids. The record is from RefSeq and is a predicted model, not a curated record. NCBI's taxonomy places the organism in Eukaryota, Fungi, Ascomycota, Pichiomycetes, Serinales, Debaryomycetaceae.
AUGAAUAGCAACAGUUUAGAUGAUGAGACAGAAGAUACUGUACUUCUGGGUACAAUUCUCAAAGUGCCAUUAAUAAUAGAGGAUGAGGAUACAUCACAAACAAUAAAAGCCACCAAUCUUUGGAUCCAUAUAUCGCGAGCAGAUCACGAACCAAGCAACAAUCCAAAUUUUAUAAAUAUCUCUUUGACUGCUAUUUACUCAGAUGGAUACUUUCAUAAAACAUUGACGUCAGAUAAUACACGACGAUUGUUCAGAAAGAAUGUUCCCAAUUUAAAUGUUGAAAGUGAUGUCAAUUUAUUCAAGUUACUUGGGAAUUUGUUUCCAUUGGAUUUAGAAAGUUUAAUCGAAAGUAAAGAGGCAGAAGGAUACCAUAAGAAACUAAAGAUAACAGCAAAGCUAGUUGCACAUAAAUCUGAUUAUGAUGAUAAGAAUGAAUUAUUGGAAGAUUCUGAUCCAAACACCAACCCGAUUACCAUAUCGAUCAAAACAGAUGCAAAAUUGGCCAUAACUGUGGGCACAUUUCAGUUACCACUGAUUGAGUUUGAGGAUCAUCCACAUUUAGCUGAAGAAGGAGAUUUGUUUAAUUGGAUAGAUUUAUAUCAUCUGCAGAAUGAGCAACUAGUGCACCAAUUGACUAGUCAAACGCGUGAUCUUGACGCGUUAAAGUUAGAGACUGAUCUGUUGGUGUUGUCCAAUAAGUCGAUUAAAUUAGAUUAUCAAAAGAUAAUUAAAGAUUUAGAAGAAAAAUUCUAUCAAGCUUUGAACACCAAAAAGGACAAAAUUUAUGAAUUACUUUAUGGGGAUGAUCAAUCAAAAGAUAAAAAACUUGUGGGGUUGAAUGCCACAUUUUUAGAGCGAGAAGGGAAAUUUAAUGAAAUUGACAAAGAUGCUAUAUCUGAUGAUAUCAGUGGCUCAUCAUUUCUCAGUGGUAAUAAAAGAAAGAGAUCUAAAGGAAGUCUACUUUCUAGAAAGAAAAAGAAAACAAAGAAUGUUGUGGUGGAAGAAAGUACAAGUGAAGAUGACUUGAAGUUAAAAGUUGAAGCUGGAACGACAGAAGGGUCGCCUUCUAACGGGAAAUCUUAUUACGACAAUGAAAAGAGUGAUGACCAAAAUCGUGUUCAUUUAAAGCAGGAGCCAGGCGUUGCGGAAUCUCCUGUAUUGAAAAGUGAUUUGUAUAAUGAUAAAGAGAGCGGGCUCUCGAUAUCUAGUCUGGGCUCGUUUAUUGAAGAUUCGUUAGCGAAAUCGAACAAAUCCCAAAAAUUGGUCUCCCCAGAAGAUAGUGCCAAAGAGGAUACCGAAUAUAGUGGCAGCGACCUUGAGGGUGUUGAAGCGGGAGAAGGUACGCGAGAGGAAGAGACAGACUACAGUGAUGACACUGAUGCAGAUGAAGAAGAGCCAAAGGUAGACUCACCUGGAAAUUAUGACAAACCGGAGCCUACUAGAUCAGUUGAACUCAAAGAUAGUUCUGAAGAAUCUAAUGAAAUAAAAGAUAGUCUCGCUGAUACCUUCCAGAUAGAUUCUGUUGUCCCAGCUGGUGCGCUGAAGAAUGAUGCCGAUGAAACGGAUUAUAGUGAUAGUGAAGAUGAGUCUGGUAACAAAGUUGAACCAAUCAAAGAAGACCAAGUGGAUAAAGGUUUAGAAACUGAUUAUAGUGAUGACUCUGAGUGA